AUGUCCCACGACCUCAGCAACGUCAAAGCCCUGACCUUCGACGUCUUCGGGACGGUCGUGGACUGGCGCUCCUCCGUGACCGACGAGCUCAAAUCACGGGCCUCUACAAAGCUGGAGUCGGACACCAUCACAGCCGAAGACAAAAAAGCACUCGCCGCCGUGGACUGGAGCAGGUUCGCUCAGGACUGGCGAGACUCGUACAAGGAGUUCACCCACGGCUACGUGCCGGGCAAGACGGAGUGGAAAGACAUCGACGCACACCACCACGACAGUCUCGUCUCCCUCCUCGAGACGUACUCCCUCCAAAACGUGUACUCGGCCGACGAAGUGCGCGACCUGAGUCUCGUGUGGCACCGUCUCCGCCCCUGGCCGGACUCCUCCUCGGGCCUACGUCGUCUGGGAUCCAAGUUUGUGACGUCGACGCUCUCGAACGGGAACCGCGGGCUUCUUCGGGAUUUGGAUUCGUUUGGGAAUUUAGGGUUUAAGAGGAUCUUGUCUGGGGAGGAUUGGAAGGCUUACAAGCCGAACCCAGUCGUGUAUGACGGCGCCGUGACGGCGCUGCUUGGGGAAGGGGCGGAGAAGGGGCAGGUUGCGAUGGUGGCGGCGCAUUUGGGAGAUCUUGCUGCUGCGAGGGGGCGGGGGUUUAAAACUGUUUAUGUUGAGCGGCUGAGGGAGGAGGACUGGGAUGUAGGAAGCCAGCAGUAUGAGGAGGCUAGGGGGUGGGUUGAUGUUUGGGUUAAGGAGGGCGAAGGUGGGUUUGAGGAGGUUGCGAAGAGAUUGGGGGCUUGA
This is a messenger RNA of Colletotrichum karsti, 789 nucleotides long. Its product is annotated as haloacid type ii. The transcript has a single exon. The record is from RefSeq and is a predicted model, not a curated record. Bases 1 to 789 code for a protein of 262 amino acids. Lineage: Eukaryota; Fungi; Ascomycota; Sordariomycetes; Glomerellales; Glomerellaceae.